Messenger RNA from Fusarium graminearum PH-1, 726 nucleotides. RefSeq lists its product as uncharacterized. Bases 1 to 726 code for a protein of 241 amino acids. The transcript has 2 exons. NCBI's taxonomy places the organism in Eukaryota, Fungi, Ascomycota, Sordariomycetes, Hypocreales, Nectriaceae. The record is from RefSeq and is a predicted model, not a curated record. Gene Ontology annotation, molecular function: hydrolase activity, hydrolyzing O-glycosyl compounds.
AUGCUGUUUCUCGCAGUUGGUUAUGUCUAUCAAUGGAGCAUCGAAAAUGCGCUGCACCAAAGCUGGGUUCCAGAUGCUGCUAGCGAGCGCUUCAGUCAUAGCCCGCUGCCUCCCUCGCCAGAGCAUCUCCAGAUCACCAACUACACACUGCCUCUGCGGACACAAGGCCGAGAUAUUAUUGAUGCCAACGGUCGUCGUUUCAAGAUGGCAUCAGUGAACUGGUAUGGCGCGAGUGAUGAGUUCUUCGUUGCCGGAGGUCUGGAUAUCCAACAUCGCGAUGAGAUUGCCAAAAUCAUCAAGAAACUUGGAUUCAACAGUGUCAGGCUACCUUAUGCGGAUGAGUUGGUUAUCGAUAACCCAGUCGUUGACGAAAAGCACCUUCGUGCGAACAGCGACUUGGUGGGCUUGCGGGCUCUCGACAUUUUCCACGCCAUUGUCGAGACUCUCACCAAAGCUGGCAUUGCAGUCAUCGUUAACAACCAUAUCACGAGCGCAACCUGGUGCUGCGGUGCCAACCCUUGUGAUGCCGGCUGGUCCAAUGACCACCUGGGUCCUAUCUGUCGGGUGAGGCAGACCGAGGAAGAAUGGAUCCAGCACUGGGAGACGAUUAUGCUGCCGCACAUUAAGAACCCUCUCGUCAUUGGUGUUGAUCUGAGAAACGAAAUCCGCGGGCUUUGGGGAACCAUGCCGUGUCGAGGGCACCGAGUCGUCCAACGAUCUAUCUAG